AUGACAUUGGACAAGUUGUCUUGGGGGUUUUAUCUGGAAGACGUGACUGGACCUGUCAGGCUGUGUCACGCCACCAGCUGUGGGGGCCUGGUUGACAUCCAGUGUGACACCACCCGUGGUGUUUUGUCAUCUCUGCUCCCCGAACAUGGAAACGACAGAGACGGCGACUUCGACAGCCAAAAGUACCACCUGGCCGCCGGCGUUCACCUUCCCAAGGGUGCCAUCACUUAUGUAAAACCGAAUCCCGGCUUGUCGCCCUUGUAUCUCAACACGAGGCUCUUUACUCUACACAUUCCUCUGAUACAGAAGCGAAUGCUGAGAAAUCUCUCCGUGGGCAACAUCUUUGUGGUGAGCCUGGCAGUGGCAGACCUCGUGGUGGCCAUCUACCCGUACCCUCUGGUCCUCAUUGCCAUUUUCCACAAUGGCUGGAACCUGGGCUACGUCCAUUGCCAGAUCAGUGGCUUCCUCAUGGGUGUCAGCGUCAUCGGCUCCAUUUUCAACAUCACCGGCAUUGCCAUCAACCGCUACUGCUACAUCUGCCACAGCCUCAAAUACGAUAAGCUGUACAGCGACAAAAACUCUGUCUGCUAUGUGAUACUGAUAUGGGCAUUGACUGUCCUGGCCAUCGUGCCCAAUCUGUUUGUGGGCUCACUACAGUACGACCCACGGGUUUACUCAUGCACUUUUGAACAGUCGGCCAGCUCAGCGUACACGAUUGCAGUGGUUUUUUUCCACUUCAUUUUGCCCAUCAUGAUUGUCACCUACUGCUACCUACGCAUUUGGAUAUUGGUCAUCCAGGUGAGGAGGCGGGUCAAGCCAGACAAUCGGCCCAAGCUGACGCCGCACGAUGUUAGGAACUUCGUCACGAUGUUCGUGGUGUUUGUGCUCUUCGCCGUCUGCUGGGCGCCGCUCAACUUCAUUGGACUGGCUGUAGCGAUCAAACCGGAGGUGGUGAUCCCCCUCAUCCCCGAGUGGUUGUUUGUGGCCAGCUACUUCAUGGCCUACUUCAACAGCUGCCUUAACGCCAUCGUGUACGGCGUGCUGAACCAGAACUUUCGGCGGGAGUACAAACGUAUCGUGGUGUCAGUGUGCACAGCCCGCAUCUUCUUCCAGGACAGCUCCAACGAUGCAGGAGAGAGGCUCAAAAGUAAACCCUCACCACUCAUGACCAACAACAACCAGUUUGGAUCCCAGGUGGGCCAUGAUGCUCAGGAAGUGGACGAACAGCCUGAGGUCCAGCCCAUGGCUCACCACCAAACUGUCUAUGUCCAACUGCAUCAGCAAGGACCAGACCAAGUGUCUCCCACUGCUCAGCUGCCAAAUGGCGCAGAGCCUCUGCAGUACUUCAUGCUCACUGCUCACAGCAUUGUUUGCAGUAAAAUUUCUAAAUCACUGAAGGAGGGGGAUAGGAGCCACAUCAGCAGUAUGGUGGUCACUGGAUGGGGCCACAAAUUGUACAUCUUUGUCAAACUGAUGGUGUUGCCGGGUGGAAAAGGCAGACCAAAAGCAAAGUCAAGAGCACUGCAAAUUGUGGACCAGCAUGUUGAUGAAGUGCCUGGCUUCCCUAUGGGUUUGUCUGAAGUCAGCUCCAGAAAAAAGGAUGUGUUGAGGAAAGGAUGUCCCCUGCAUGGCUUUGUGCUGAGACAUUCCAGUCAUGCCGAACUGAGCGAAGAACCCGGAGCUCAGCCAGAACAUGCUGAGGGGAUUAUGAGUUUGGCUCAGGAGCAUCGUUGGUUCUCCCCGGAGGACCUUGAUUGCGGAGUCCAGCAGAGAAAGGGACGUAGGCAUAUGGAGGCCUUCCAGCUGAAUUCUCGGGCAGAAAACGUCCACGAUGCAGCUUGGGCGCAGCAUGCCCCUGCGGAGGAACAGCGAGCGAGACAACUUGUAGUCAUGCACAUCUUGCAGGAAGACCAGAACAACCGAGUCUCUGCUGGCUUCAAUAACCUGAUGAAGUGCCUGAUGGACCUGAAAUCUGAAAAGGGGCAAACAAAAAUUGUUGUGCUGGAGUUUGAGCACCCUGAGGUUUCCCAGCCCCUCCAGCAUGUUCUCCCGGAUGUUAGCAAUGUUGUUGUUGCUGAGAUCGAGAACGGUGAGGUUGGACAGUGGUCGGAAAGGAGACGGGUCCCGGUUCAAGGACUCGGCUGUAAGACAUUUGCCCAGGGUCAGCACUCUGAGACUGGGCACAUCUACCAGGCCACAGUUAUCGGAUCUCUGGAGUGUUGGAAUGCCUCAAAACAAAGGGAUACAUUCACCAUGGUGCCUAAUGCAUUGCCACGGAGCUACUACCAAAAAAGGAGUAGGAAAUUCAUAGGUCACGUUCCUAACGGAAACUAUUUGGGACUGUGGCUCACCCUGAAGAACGGAGUUCAAGAACAGGCGGAUAAUGCUAAAAGUCAGGAGAAACUCCAAUUCACACACAUCGCUUGGUGCUCUGCUCUCUGUAUGGUUACACCAGUAUUGCCCAUGGAUCUCUACAUGCCAGACAUAACGUAA
This is a messenger RNA of Menidia menidia (Atlantic silverside), 2493 nucleotides long. Lineage: Eukaryota; Metazoa; Chordata; Actinopteri; Atheriniformes; Atherinopsidae. The record is from the annotation of a GenBank genome assembly.